CAAUGAUCUUUGUGCUGCGAUGCUGUUGGGAAACUGGGCCCAGGCCGUCUAAUGUAACAGUUAACUGCCUGUGCAUGGUGCAGCAUUAAGAUCAGCUCAGAUCCUUUUCGAAGACAAAAUGGACAAACAGCGCAGUUGGAUCGUCGCCUCGGUUGUGCUUCUUCUCUUCGCUGCUGUGACUCUGCUCCUGCUCACCGUGCACGUGGACGAGAUCCAGGAACCUCCACAAUAUACGUAUGGGAUUGUGCUGGAUGCUGGUUCCUCUCACACGACCGUCUAUGUGUACAGAUGGCCGGCGGACAAACAGAACGGCACGGGUGUGGUUACCCAACACAGCGAGUGCAAGGUGAAAGGAGGAGGGAUUUCCAGCUAUGCUGGUCAGCAAGGGGCUGCAGGCCGCAGUCUGGAAGCGUGUCUCUAUCGAGCCAUGGUGGACAUUCCCCAAGCACGGCAUCACCUCACACCUGUGUACCUGGGAGCUACGGCCGGCAUGAGGCUCCUGAACAUCUCCAGCCCUGAGAAGUCAAUGCAGGUUCUUCAGGAAGUGGCAGCAACGAUCAAAUCCUUUCCUUUUAAAUUUCAAACUGUGAAAAUCUUAAGUGGGAAGGAGGAAGGGGCAUACGGAUGGGUCACUGUCAACUAUCUGCUAGAAAACUUCAUCAAGUAUGGCUUUGUAGGUCGGUGGCUAAACUCCGGCAGACAGACGGUUGGAGCGCUGGAUUUAGGAGGAGCGUCCACUCAGAUUACAUUUGUCAGCAAGGAGAAAAUUGAGGAUUUAGAGAACAGCAUGACUUUGCGUCUCUAUGGCCAGGACUAUUCUCUGUACACACACAGCUACCUGUGCUACGGACAAAACGAAGUUCUACGCCGGCUCCUGGCCCACCUGCUUACGACCCAAGACAUCACAGGCAUCGUGCACCAUCCGUGUUACCCAUCAGACCACAGAGAGACCCUGAACCUGCAACAAGUGUUUGAGUCGCCUUGCAUUACAUCACAGCGUCCUGCUGUAUCUAACACUGAGACAUCAGCGAUCGUACAGGGCACAGGCAACUACCAGCACUGUCUGGGGAACAUCUCUGAGAUUUUCUCCUUCCAGAACUGUUUGUUCUCGCAGUGUUCUUUCGAUGGAGUCUUCCAGCCCAACACCAGUGGCAGCUUCAUGGCUUUUUCAGCCUUCUUCUUCACACACAGCUUCAUGAAGAAGAGCACAGGCAUUUACAUCAGCACACCGGAUCACCUCAGACAGGCCGCUCAGUCCGUGUGUAACAUGACCUUCGUGAAGAUGUCUAAGGAUUUUCCAGAACAAAAGUCAUACCUGAAGGAUUACUGUGCAGUUACUGUGUACAUCCAGGUUCUUAUGCUGAGGGGCUAUCGGUUUGACGAUCAAUCCUUAACCAGAGUUUCCUUUCAGAACAAGGCCGGGGACUCGUCUCUGGGCUGGUCGUUGGGUUACAUGCUAAGCAUGAGCAGUAUGUUACCCGAGGAGAGUGUGAAUUUGAGAAGAGCCCUGCAUCCUGGAGCCUGGAUCUCCCUCCUGCUUCUCAUAGCACUCCUCAUCAGCACCACCCUCAUCUUCAUCAUUCUCCAAGUCUGCCAAAAGAAGAGUAAUGUUUGAUCGUGACCACUGGGAGGCGGAUAAGGACUGCGACUGCACAACUUUUAGAACUUUGAGAUAAACUGGAAAUAAUAAAAUUACUUUUAACCUCAUAGUUAAAGCAAAACUCCUUUUGCACU
Molecule: messenger RNA, 1734 nt
Organism: Tachysurus vachellii
Lineage: Eukaryota; Metazoa; Chordata; Actinopteri; Siluriformes; Bagridae
Gene: entpd2b
Product: ectonucleoside triphosphate diphosphohydrolase 2b
Exons: 9
Coding region: 119-1615 (498 amino acids)
Biological process (GO): nucleoside diphosphate catabolic process
Cellular component (GO): plasma membrane
Molecular function (GO): UDP phosphatase activity; GDP phosphatase activity
Source: RefSeq, a predicted model, not a curated record